Messenger RNA from Lampris incognitus (smalleye Pacific opah), 2859 nucleotides. Its product is annotated as ciliated left-right organizer metallopeptidase. The transcript has 15 exons. Gene Ontology annotation, molecular function: metalloendopeptidase activity. Gene Ontology annotation, cellular component: cytoplasm; membrane. Lineage: Eukaryota; Metazoa; Chordata; Actinopteri; Lampriformes; Lampridae. Gene Ontology annotation, biological process: cell adhesion; proteolysis. Bases 623 to 2719 code for a protein of 698 amino acids. The record is from RefSeq and is a predicted model, not a curated record.
GACGGAAGCGUCACACCUUCCGACCAACGAAAAAAGUCGCCCCAUUGUUCAUUGUAUUCUGGGAAAGGGGUGAUACGUGAGUUCACAGUCAUGUGCGAGGGAGCAACAUGGGGACACCCCCCCCUCCUCCCACACGCACACACACACACACACACACACACUUUUUUUCUGGGAAGCAAGUUUCCUGGAGGGCGACGAGAAGUUGAGUUGCUGCGCAUGCGUACCGUCAGAACGCUAGCUCUCCCGAGAAGACUCCCGUGGCUAGUUUAUGUUUACUGCUUUGGUGUCAAUUUUUUAUCCUCGUAAUGUUUCCCAUCUAUCUGUACCCGCGGUGAUGUACGGAAAACACGUUAGUUUGUCUUACCGUUUUUGAUUACUAUUUUUCUUUGGCCGUUUGAUGCGAUUCGAUCGGUCAGCCGGCGUUCUGACACACUGCGCACUGCGCAUGCGCCGAUUGUGUUGGCGUCGGCAUGGGCGAUAAUUGCUCGCAGUCAGGUGAAGCGGAUGGGGGGCUGAGCAGCGCGGUGUUGGGCUGUAACGUGGUGAUGAAGUCAGUUGGAGCCUAGCAGUGUGGAUGCCUGCCGGUCUUAGCUGACUGUAUGUGGUUUCAGCGACAUCUUAAAUGGCUUGGAGGAUGGGAUGGGUUCCAGACGCUGCAGCCAUAAUUAUGGCUUCACCUCCCUCUCGGAGGCUAUGGGUGGGUGUGCUGUUGGUGGUGAUGGCUGAGCUGCCUGAGGUCUUGCAGAAAUGCAUCUUUGAUGACGUGCAGUCUCAAGUCAGGGUGGUCACGGCCGCACUCUUCAACCCAGAGAGCUCACCCACUGGGACCAGAACCAGUUCCCAUACUGGGCGAGAUCACACGGACUCCUCUCGUGUGGACGUUGGUCACAUAAAUAACCAUUUAAGACGGAGGGCAUCACCUCGGCGGACCUCGUCAACGAUGCAGAGGAGAAGCCAGAGAGGGCUGGACCUGCCCGUUCCAGUCUCACCUCGGCCCAUCCGGAUCCGGACCUGGCUUCCAAGGGACAGCGUCCCCCUGUCACAGACUGAGAGCGACAGGCUUCAUCCCGCUGUUGAGCAGGCUGUUGGUAUUGUGUCUUCCUGCCUGUCAGUUAACCCAGUUCCUGGUCGUUUGCUGCUCAGUAGAGACGUCAACAAGUACUGCAAAUUUCUCUGGAGGAAUUCAAGUACUGCCAACUUCAACAGGUGUGGUAGGGCCAAUGAGAACUACAGGACCGAGACCUGUCUGGAUGUGACUAUUCCAGAUGACCACCUGGGUGGAUGUGACGUCUACCCAGAUCCUAAUUCGCCAGUCAGGACUGUGCUCCGACCUGAAGGGGCCGGCCUGCCAGACACCGACUUCCUGCUUUACCUCCAUGCAAAGACCACCGACAGGUGCAGAGCUGAGCCCAGUGUGCUAGCCUAUGCAGCGCACUGCCAGACGGGCCCCCAGGGCCGGCCCCUGGCUGGGGUGGCAGUCAUCUGUAAGGACCGACUAACCAGAGACACGUUCAGUCACCACAGCACUGUGCAGACAGUGAUCCACGAGCUCUUCCACGUGUUGGGUUUCUCCAAAGAACUCUUCGGCACCUGGAGAGACUGUUCCUCUUCUUACCCUCAAGCCGGCGUGGGCUGUUUUCCCUGGCGUAAAGUGACCCACGCCGAUAAGUCGGGCCAGAUGAGGAUCUACACCCAGUCUGUCAUCACGGCGCUGCAGAACCACCUGACAUCCACUGACCCACAGCUGGGAGCACCUCUAGAAAACCUGGAUGUGUUGCCAGGGGGCGUGUCUUCUCACUGGGAGUCCCGUGUCAUGCAGGGCUCCAUCAUGGCGGCAGUGCUGCCUGACCCUGCUGCUGUCCGGAUCGACCCGCUCACCCUGGCGGCUCUGCAGGACACUGGCUGGUACUCCGUCGACUUCAGCCGAGCACAGAGCCUGGUGUGGGGAGAGGGUGAAGGAGCCAUGUUUGGAUCUCUGUCAACAUGUCAGGAUACACCGUCAUCCUUUUUCUGCAUUGGCAGUGGACUCGGGUGUCAUUACCUCCAUCUCCACAAGGGGGAGUGCAACACUGACGAAUACCUGGAGGGCUGUAGCAUGUACAAACCUCUGAGGAAUGGAAGCGAGUGUUGGAAGGAGGAGAACGGGAGGGGGUCGGCAGAGGAGGACCGGAGAGGGGAGAUCUAUGGACUCGGCAGCCGUUGUUUCUUCUCCAAUCUGACCAGAGAGUCUCUUCUCACUCCUCCCUCUCAGAAGGAGAACCGGGCUGUGGAGGGGCGAUGUUACCGUCACAGAUGUGUGGGACCCAACAGGUACCAGGUCCUGGUGGCCGGUUCUAGAUGGACAGACUGCCCAGCGGGAGGCGCCAUUCAGGCGGAAGGAUACCAGGGUUUGGUUUUCUGUCCCAACAAGAGAUUGUGUUGGCACCGUGAUAUCGCCCCGCCGCCCGACAACGUCAAGCCAUUUUCUGCGGCCUCCACCGCAAACCCAAGCACGUCUGAAAGUUUCAGCCGGACCUCAGUUUCAACCGCUUGGGAGACCCGGACUCCAACUUCACUACCUAAUGUAACGGGACACCCAGCAGAGCCAGUUAUGACCGCAGUCAUCAGCACCACCGUUGCGGUGUUCCUUCUGACUGCCAUCAUGGCCGCUUAUAAGAAGCGCCAUGCUUCCAGAGUCGGGGUCCACACUUACCCGGAAGACCUCAGUAGUUCGUUAUAAAAGUGUUCACAGGAACUCCUGAGGUAAAUCUGCAGAGUUUAGUAUUGUGUAAAAAUAUAUGUAUUAAUCCAGCAGGUGGUUUCCAGCUGGACAUGGUACUUUUCACUUGUGAGUCUUGAAGGAAAUCACUUAACGGAAGA